CAGCCGCGACGGCAACGAUCAAGCUCCUCCCAUGCAGCUGCGCCCGCGCGCACCCGUCCCCUACCGUCGUCCGCGCGGCAGGCUGGAUUUUUCGAUCGGCGAUCAUUCGAUUGCCGCCGACGCGCUCGUAAGGACACCAUGGCUCCUCGUCGCGUUGCCCUCGCCGCUCUCGUCGCCGCCUGCUGCAUCUAUUACGUCGCCGGCCAGCAGAAGUCCAUCGUGAACGUUGACGUUUACUACGAGUCGCUCUGCCCGGACAGCAUUUACUUCAUCACGAAGGAGCUGGGCCCGAUCUACGAUCAACUGAAGAGUGUCUUAAAAGUCAACCUCUAUCCCUUCGGCAAAGCCACGUGGGUCGCUGGAAGCAAAAACGAGUCGGCAGAGUUUACCUGCCAUCACGGGGCGAAGGAGUGCGAAGGCAACAUAGCCCAGGCGUGCGCCUUCGACGAGAUAAAAAGGUCGCUCGCGCCCGAGCUUCAGCAGGACAAACAAGUCAGAGUGGCCUAUUGCGCCAUGAACAAUCGCGGCUUCGCCGAGAACGUGCCUGCGUGCGCCGAGAAAAACGGACUGAGCAAAGAGUCGAUCGAGCGCAUCGCAACCUGCAUGAAGACCAAUCAAGGCAGCGAGCUUCUUGUUGCCAGUGGCGAGAAAACCAAAGCUUUCGAGUCGCCGCUCAAGAACGUGCCCGCCAUCGUUAUCAACGGAAUAAAGACGCAGGAAGCCACCAAGAAUUUCACCAACGUUAUCUGCGAACACGUCCCGAAGAGCGAGCAUCCGGAAAUUUGCACACGUAUCUAAAUCGAGUUUUGUGCCUCACGAUCGUUUGAUUGAUCGCAACAAUGUGAAUAUCGUAGGAGUGUUUUGCAACAUUGCGUUCACAAAGAUUGUGACAUGUAUUUUAUUAAAUGUUUGCAAUCGCAAUUAUUUUGGAAGUAGCGGCUCUGUUGCAUACCUUUUCAUUUGCCUACCAUCAAAUAAGAACGAACGGUAUGAGUCAGAGUUGUUAACUUGUACAAUUUAUGACCUUUUGGACCAAAAUGGAAGUUAUAAAUCACUUUUAAAAUAACCAAUUUAGCGUAUGAAAUUUACUUUACGUUGAUCACUGAACGUCAGUCUCUCAAUGAACGGUUGUUUACAUAAAUUACGAUUUCAAAUUUACUGAUGCGCUACACGCACUGCAGUGAUGCUAGCAUACCAUAGUUGACGGUCAAAGUGACUCAAAUCAUUUUUACGGAAAAAUAAUGUGUCUACUUCAGCCUAUCCGCUUAACAACUGAUUUUUAAAAUUAUUAAUGUUAUAUGAACAUACUAGAGCAACCGAUUUUUACUACUUAUGUAGCACUCAAAGUAUAAAGUGAAUAAGCGUUAUGGAAGUAUAAAUGGAACGAAUCCUAUUUAUAGCUUGAAAUAAUGUGAACUAAGAGGUUUUCUACGUAAGGAGACAUCGGACGAGUACCGAAAUUAUCAAGUUAAAAAACAAAACGUUUGUUUAAAAUCUAGGUGUGUCCGUGAUUGCACAGGAUGCGAGCAAUGAAAAAAGAAUGGAUCGACGACAUUAACAUUAUUAGUACAAUAACAUUUCAUUUAACUAUGUUUAUUCACCAUAGGAAAUGUUUGCUGACUAAUGUCUGAAGUCCGAUGUCUCCUUAUGUAGAAAGUCCUUAAAAGUUGAACCUGAGACUUUUUUCGUAUAUUCAUUUUUUUUACAUGGCUAAAAGAUAAUUUAAAUAGGGAAAAGCGAGAAAAGCGAUAAUGUUUAAAGUCUUCCAUAACCCUAUACAAAUAUACGCACAUAUAUCGGCGAUUCUUUGCGCCAUGACUAUUCGUCGGGAGAGAAAAAAUGACCGCCGAUAUAACAUUUUGAGAUCCACUUUACUCUAAAGUAAUUCGGAACCAAUCUAUGCAGGCGUUAUAUUAUGAAACCAUUUUGCAAUCGAUGUAAAUAUAACCAAAUUUAACGUUGUUAUAGAUUAUAUAACUUGAACUUUGAAGCUUCAUGAUUUUUUUCUGAUAAAAAAACCGCACAAAAUGAGCUCAAGUUGCUUUCGUGCAAAAUACGUAUCAAAAAGUAUUUCUCAU
This is a messenger RNA of Phymastichus coffea, 2078 nucleotides long. Its product is annotated as GILT-like protein 1. The record is from RefSeq and is a predicted model, not a curated record. Bases 139 to 798 code for a protein of 219 amino acids. Gene Ontology annotation, molecular function: oxidoreductase activity, acting on a sulfur group of donors, disulfide as acceptor. Lineage: Eukaryota; Metazoa; Arthropoda; Insecta; Hymenoptera; Eulophidae. The transcript is spliced from 5 exons.